Molecule: messenger RNA, 2276 nt
Organism: Ilex paraguariensis (yerba mate)
Lineage: Eukaryota; Viridiplantae; Streptophyta; Magnoliopsida; Aquifoliales; Aquifoliaceae
Source: the annotation of a GenBank genome assembly
AUGGAUAUGGCAGAGCCUUCUAAAGUCAUUCACGUCCGCAAUGUGGGGCAUGAAAUCUCCGAGAGUGAUUUGCUUCAGCUAUUCCAGCCAUUUGGAGUCAUUACCAAGCUUGUAAUGCUUCGUGCAAAAAAUCAGGCCCUUCUCCAAAUGCAGGAUGUGAAUUCGGCGAUUAAUGCAUUGCAGUUCUACACAAAUGUGCAGCCUAGCGUAAGGGGUAGGAAUGUAUAUGUUCAAUUUUCUUCGCAUCAAGAACUAACAACUAUGGAUCAGAAUUCUCAAGCACGAGUUGAUGCGCCUAAUCGAAUUCUCUUAGUUACAAUACAUCACAUGCUCUACCCUAUAACUGUGGAAGUGCUGCAUCAAGUGUUUUCUCCUCAUGGAUUGGUGGAGAAGAUCGUCACGUUUCAGAAGUCAGCUGGCUUUCAAGCUCUUAUCCAGUAUCAAUUACGCCAGAGUGCUGUUGCUGCUAGGAACUCGCUUCAGGGGCGUAAUAUCUAUGACGGUUGCUGUCAGCUGGACGUUCAGUUUUCAAACCUUGAUGAAUUGCAAGUGAACUACAAUAAUGAGAGGUCAAGGGAUUUCACAAACCCGUCUCUGCCUUCAGAACAGAAGGGCAGAUCCUCACAACCCUAUGGAGAUGUGUAUGCCCUUCAAGCUUCUGGAGCCAGAGCAGUUGGAUUUCAACAGGUGGGUAUGGCUUGGGUCAUGUUGUCUGCCAUUAAUUGUAAUGAGCAUGCACCACAAUUGCCUGAUUGGUACCAUUCUGAAUAUCCUAUCUCUUGGUUUCCUGAUCUUCAAUUAACCCUUUUUUUUAAUGUUAAUCACGAGUUCUAUGGUUAUGGUUGCAAUCCUAUUAAAAGCUUAACCAAAUCAUUUCCCAACAGCCUUGUGCCUGCUGGACCAUCAGUUAAGUUCUUAACGAUUGGUAUCAAAGCAAGCACCACUUCGCAAAUGGGCAAUGCUGCUGCCAUCGCAGCUGCCUUUGGAGGAGGUUUGCCUCCUGGAAUUAGCGGGACAAAUGAUAGGUGCACUGUUCUUGUUUCUAAUCUAGAUCCUGAGUUUUUACAAGCUUUGAGUUCUAUGGAAAGCUGGAGCUUAUUCUUUAAUCUCAAAGUUUGGGUUCUCUUUCCCAUCCUUCAUUGUGGAAACUCUUCUUGUUCUCAGAGAAUAGAUGAAGACAAGCUUUUUAACCUGUUCUCCAUCUACGGAAACAUUGUGAGAAUCAAACUUCUCCGCAAUAAACCAGAUCAUGCACUAGUUCAGAUGGGUGAUGGAUUCCAGGCUGAAUUGGCAGUGCACUUUUUGAAGGUGUGAUCCCUACAAUCAUCUUAUGAUUACGUUUGUUUGAGUUUAGAAUUGUUGCUGAGAUGUUUGAUUUUGUGGGAUAUUACUGCCGGUGUAUCGUUGAGAAGUGUUGGCAAAUGAGUAUAGAACUGAGUUUCCAAAAAUUUAUCCAGAUUAAACUGCCUUAUGCUACUCUGAAAUCACUUACAUAAAUGUCUUCUCAACCGGUCAACCUUCCUAUUUCCUUACUCUCUUUUGAAUUUAUAGCACAUUUUGCAUUCUUACUCGCUGGUUGUUGGUUAUGUUGCAUGACUAAGGUUUUGGGCUUUUAAUGAUUUCUUGCUUGUAUUGUUGAAUGUUACUAUCAUCUGAUAAAGAUGUCGUCUGUUGUUUUGUACUGUCAGUCCCAACUGUUUAUUCACAUUUUUCCAAUAUUGAAAAUCAUGACCGAUGAUUAUUAUUCCAAAAAAGUAAUUGAAUAAAUACCAUGACCCAUUUUAGUUUUGUGUGAACCCAUUGGAAGCAUUGGAUGGAUGUUAAUCUAUGUAAUAAGAUAGAAGGGUUUUUACCAUAAAGCACAACAAUAAGACAGUUUUUGUAGAUUCGACGGUUUAUCUUACAACUUACAUUUUAACUUUUUAAUCACAGUAGAUCUAUCUAUUUAUAUUUAAACUUUUAGCCACAGUGAACAUGUUAACCAUAGUAAAUAUUUGGGUAAAUUUCACCCACACCCCCUGUCAUUAGGUUUUAUUAUAUGGACACUCCCUCACUUUUUUAAAAAUGACACUAAGAGUCCUUGACAUUUUCAAACUUGUAACGGUCACACCCGCUUAAUAGAUGUUAGGAAGAUUAAUAGUCAAAGUUGGUCUUAUGAAAAAAGCAAUUAAAAUGCCAAAAAUACCCUUCAGUAGUAAACUUAUAAUAGAUAAAAAAAAUUCACCCUCAUUUUAUUUUUUAAUUAUUCCAUUUAUCCACAACUUAUAAUCUGGACA